CCUGUUGCUUCCUUUUCUUCUCGAUUGCAAAAUAGCGGAUCAAACGGUUGUUCGGCUGUAAGCGAGCGAGUCGUGUCCUUUUGUUGUGUCCGCAAGGAUUAAAAAGAAGCAGCUUCUUUUGCGCAACUAGUUAGAUAUUUUUUAAAUUUCAUUUUCUUAAACUGUUUCGGAAGAAGCCGGAAGUGCCUUUACGUGUGUUUUUAUAAUUAAGUUUCUUUUUAAUAAAUUUUUCCGAUAAUUUGGUUUCAUCUAUUUUGCCCCUAGAUCAUGGAUGCAGAAAACGCAGGAGCCCCUCAGAAUCGGUUGUCGGCCUACAAACAUGGAGCUAAGAGCAAUGCGGAAAUGCGUCAAAGACGCCACGAAGUAACGGUAGAGCUUCGCAAGAACAAAAAGGAAGACCAACUGUUCAAGCGUCGUAACAUCAACAACGAUGAGCCAACGGUCACCUCGCCGCUCCAAGAAAACAAUGCCCAGAGCCCGAUCGUGCUCAAGUUUGAGGAAAUCAUUAGCCACAUCAACAGUGGCAAUGCCCAGAAGGAGUUUGUGGCUGUGCAAACGGCCCGUAAAAUGUUGAGCCGUGAGAAAAAUCCUCCCAUUGAUAAGAUGAUCGGCUUGGGUCUGGUGCCGAUCUGUGUGAAAUUUUUGGAGAAGAGUGACCGGGUAGAUUUACAGUUUGAAGCUGCCUGGGCUUUGACAAACAUUGCCUCAGGAACGACGGAACAGACAAAGGCCGUGAUCGAUGCGGGAGCCGUUCCCAGAUUCAUCGAUUUGCUAAGUUCCCCUUCGCCAAAUGUGGCUGAACAAACAGUAUGGGCCUUGGGUAAUAUUGCCGGUGAUGGUUCGAAAGCACGAGAUAUUGUGCUUGAAUACAGCAGCGUAGAAGCCAUUAUUUAUCUGGUACAGAAUCCAAACACGCAGCUAUCGUUCCUUAGAAACAUUGUUUGGUUGAUGUCUAACUUGUGCCGGAACAAGAACCCUCCGCCUCCGUUUAUUCGAGUUGAACCGAUGAUCCCCAUUCUGUCACGACUGUUAGAGCAUGAAGACUCCCAGGUGCUUGCUGAUGCAUGUUGGGCGCUGUCCUAUGUCACCGACGACGAGGCGGUUAAGAUCGAACCCGUGGUAGCGUCGGGGGCUGUUCCACGAUUAGUACGUUUACUGUCCUGUGACAAUCCGGCUAUCAUCACCCCAGCAUUACGAAGUGUGGGCAACAUCGUCACCGGAAAUGAUUCUCAAACUGACGCCGUUCUACAGGCCGGUGCUCUCAUGAACUUGGGUAAACUUCUGCGGAAUAGCAAAAAUAGCAUUGUUAAGGAAGCUGCCUGGACUCUCUCGAAUAUCACAGCCGGAAAUCAACAACAGAUUGCACAAGUAUUCGAAUCAGGAAUCCUACACAUUCUGAUUGAAGUGCUCAUUAAAGGUGAUUUUAAAUCACAAAAAGAGGCAGCAUGGGCCAUUACCAAUACGACGACCGGUGGCUCGACCGAACAGAUUAUCCAACUGGUGGAAAAGUAUCCAAUGAUGAAACCCUAUUGCGACCUGUUGGACGCAAAAGAUAGCCGAAUAGUCAGAGUAGUACUGAGUGGUAUUAAAAAUAUCUUCUCUAUGGCUGAAAAAAUAGGAGGAACGGAAAAUUUGUGCACGCUUUUCGAAGAAAUCGGGGCCCUCGAUAAACUAGAAGCGCUACAAAAUCACGAAAACGAGGAGGUCUACAAGGAAGCUUUCAUGCUCAUUGAAACCUAUUUCACAGAUGCAGAGGAUGUAAAUCCCGAGUGUGCCCCCAAAGAGGUGAAUGGAGCGCUCGAGUUCAACCCGAGUGCGCAGCAGAAUGGGGAAAAGUUCUCCUUUUAACGAAAAAGGGAGUCGAAAAACAUCAACAGUUGGCACAAUACCCUUACAGAAAGCAUUCGCAUCAGUCGAAAAAAAAAAUAUAAAAACCAUUUCAGUAAAUCAUCCUAUAAUAGCAAAAAGUGAGAUCAAGACUGCGCAAAUUUGUGGAUAGAAAGUUUUCCCAUCAUGCUUUCGCGAACUUUAUAUGCACUACGAAGGCACCCUUGUCGUGUUUUUUUUUUAUUUCGAAUAUCUCCCGUUCGCCAGGCCAAAUCGGACCGUUUCGUUAGGCUUUAGUGAUAAAUUGAAUUGAAUGUACUUUCUUUUGAUACCGGCUAUUAAAAGUAAGCUAUACCUUUGUUA
This is a messenger RNA of Uranotaenia lowii, 2190 nucleotides long. It is a transcript of the gene Pen, whose product is annotated as importin subunit alpha. The transcript has 4 exons. Lineage: Eukaryota; Metazoa; Arthropoda; Insecta; Diptera; Culicidae. Gene Ontology annotation, cellular component: cytoplasm; nucleus. The record is from RefSeq and is a predicted model, not a curated record. Gene Ontology annotation, molecular function: nuclear import signal receptor activity; protein binding. Bases 268 to 1848 code for a protein of 526 amino acids. Gene Ontology annotation, biological process: NLS-bearing protein import into nucleus.